Molecule: messenger RNA, 946 nt
Organism: Sardina pilchardus (European sardine)
Lineage: Eukaryota; Metazoa; Chordata; Actinopteri; Clupeiformes; Clupeidae
Gene: fam204a
Product: family with sequence similarity 204 member A
Exons: 1
Coding region: 111-848 (245 amino acids)
Source: RefSeq, a predicted model, not a curated record
CGUCAUCAUUUAUGAGACACGAGAUGAGAAUGGUCGGUCCACUAUAGCCUGUCAGGUUCUGUGUGUUUUCUUGGAUAUUAUUGUUAAAGACUAGGAAAAAUCAACUCGGGAUGUAUAGCGGACUUCUUCCAAAAGGUCUAUCAGAAGCAGAGCUUAGUUCUGACGAUUCUGAUACGUGUGCAGGGGACCGUGAUGAUGAUGCUACUGAAGACAAUGUGAGAGAAUGUAAACAAAAUGCUAACGUUAACGCACUCGUAUCCAGUGAAACUUCAGCUACACAUGGUGAGACUCUUGAGUUUGUAGACAACACUGGGCCCAGUCAUUCCUCAAAUGCAUGCUUACCCGGCAUCUCUGAAGAGAUGUGGAAUAAGUUCAAACACCUUCAGAAGCAAAAGGACGACCAAAAGGGAGAGUUACCAUCAACAAAGCGAAAAAGAAAGCGAAGAGCGAAAAGAAAAUCUUCUGACCCACACAACAAGGAAUCUAAUCAGGUGGAGGAAGUACAUGCACCAGAAAAACACCUCGAAGGACUGAAGCAGUAUUUUGGCAUCAAUGAUAGGUUUGAACCCCCAGCGUGUAGCAGGCCGCCUCCUAAAUCGGGCCUUGAAAAGACUAUUGAGAGUGCUAUUGAAGCAGGAGACUUUGAAAAGGCAGAGGAGCUCAGUGACCGUCUAGCCACUCGAGAGCUGGGUGUUAAAAUCAAGAACGCGGUUGACUGCCGUGAUUUUGUGCAAGCUAAUCAGGAAAUGGAGGCCUCCAAGGCAGCCCAGAAAAGAAAGAAGACUCUUGUUUGGGGCUUUGAGGCAAAGAGGAGAUGGGAAACUAAAAGCAACAUGGGCUAUAUGUGAGACUGACACGAGCUCUUGCUUGUCAACAAACUAUUUUGUUUCAGUUUCAGUUUCAUGUUAAUUGUAUUGAAUUAAAAGUCACAUUAGCUUUCCCAUUA